AUGGCCAAGCGAUUCGAAAUCCAUUCGCCCGACGGUGGAGUGGCAAAGCAAGGCAGGAUCGGGUCGCCUCUGGACUCGUUGGAUGACGACGAUGCCGACAUUCAGAUGGUGGGCGAGUCCAAGGGCCGGUACAAGGGAGAGUCCAAGGGGAGCGGCAGCGACGACAUGAGGGAGAUGAUGAGGAUCAUGAUGAAGGACAUGAGGUACGUUAAGAACAUGAGGGAGAAUAAUGCGAAUGAGAAGGAGGCAAAGGAGCAGGCGACAGCGGCCAAGCAGGCAGCGUUCGAGGCCAAGAUCGCGGCCAGUUCGGUUGAGGGGGAGGUGGAAAAGCUCAAGGAACAAGUGGUGACCAAGGAGAAUAUCCAGGAGGUCAUGCGAGGAACAGGCAAAUACGUCACAGGGAAGGAGGUGGAGGGCAUGAUCAAGGAGGCCAUGAAUAACAUCAG
Messenger RNA from Prorocentrum cordatum, 446 nucleotides. The record is from the annotation of a GenBank genome assembly. NCBI's taxonomy places the organism in Eukaryota, Dinophyceae, Prorocentrales, Prorocentraceae.